Molecule: messenger RNA, 5931 nt
Organism: Poecilia latipinna (sailfin molly)
Lineage: Eukaryota; Metazoa; Chordata; Actinopteri; Cyprinodontiformes; Poeciliidae
Gene: erbb4b
Product: erb-b2 receptor tyrosine kinase 4b
Exons: 27
Biological process (GO): negative regulation of apoptotic process; multicellular organism development; neurogenesis
Cellular component (GO): signaling receptor complex; plasma membrane; basal plasma membrane
Molecular function (GO): transmembrane receptor protein tyrosine kinase activity; epidermal growth factor receptor binding; ATP binding
Source: RefSeq, a predicted model, not a curated record
UUUGUCCUUGUCUUAUGUUUUCCAGUCUGUGCUGGCACGGAGAACAAGCUAAGCACUCUGUCGGACCUGGAGCAGCAGUAUCGCACCUUGAGAAAAUACUACGAGAACUGUGAAGUCGUCAUGGGCAACCUUGAGAUUACGAGCAUUGACCGCAGUCGAGAUUUGACCUUCCUCAGAUCCAUACGAGAAGUGACUGGCUACGUGUUGGUGGCUCUGAACCAGUUCGACUACCUGCCUUUGGAGAACUUGAGGAUCAUUCGAGGAACCAAGCUUUAUGAGGACCGCUACUCGCUUGCAAUCUUUCUGAAUUAUAGACGGGAUGGAAACUUUGGCCUUCGACAGCUGGGUCUUAAAAACCUCACAGAGAUUCUCAAAGGAGGUGUGUAUGUUGACCAGAACAAGUUCCUCUGCCAUGCAGACACAAUCCACUGGCAGGACAUUGUCAAGUAUCCAAGGAUUCAUCCUAUAGUGGUACCCACUAACAGCAGUGUUAUAUGUCAAAAGUGUCAUCGUUCCUGUACUGGGCGCUGCUGGGGCCCCAAGGAGGACCACUGUCAAAGCUUAACUAAGACGGUGUGUGCUGAACAGUGCGACGGUCGCUGCUUUGGUCCCUAUGUAAGUGACUGCUGCCAUCGCGAGUGUGCAGGUGGCUGCUUUGGCCCAAAGGACACAGACUGUUUUGCCUGCACAAACUUCAAUGACAGUGGAGCGUGUGUUACACAGUGCCCUCAGCCAUUUGUCUACAAUCCCACCACGUUCCAACUCGAACACAACCCGAGAGCAAAGUACACCUAUGGAGCCUUCUGUGUCAAGAAGUGCCCUCAUAACUUUGUGGUGGACCACAGCUCCUGUGUGAGAGCAUGCCCUAGUAACAAGAUGGAGGUGGAGGAGAACCGGAUUAAGAUGUGCAUCCCUUGCACAGAUAUCUGCCCAAAAGCAUGUGAUGGAAUAGGCACAGCCAGCCUCCAGACAGCUCAGACAGUGGACUCAAGCAACAUUGACAACUUUGUCAACUGCACCAAAAUCAAUGGCAACCUGGUGUUCCUUAUUACUGGGAUUAAAGGGGAUGUCUAUCACAACAUUGGACCUUUAGAUCCAGAAAAACUCAAUGUGUUCCGGACAGUUCGGGAAAUCACAGGCUACCUUAACAUCCAGUCUUGGCCUGAGAACAUGACUGACCUGAGUGUUUUCUCCAACCUAGUAACUAUCGGGGGAAGAGCACUGUACAGUGGGAUUUCCCUGUUGGUGUUAAAACAGCAGGGCAUCUCAUCACUGCAGCUUCAGUCCCUGAGAGAGAUCAGUGCUGGGAAUGUCCACAUUGCAGAGAACAGCCAACUCUGCUACUACAGCACUGUGAACUGGACAAGACUCUUUCACGCUGGUAACCAAAAUGUCCUUAUUCGCAGCAACAGAAGCCCACAAGAAUGUGCCAAGGACCACAUGGUGUGUGACACAUUGUGUUCUGAUGCUGGAUGUUGGGGUCCUGGUCCGGACCAGUGCCUGUCCUGCCGGUACUUCAGCCGGGGACGAACCUGUGUAGAUACCUGUAACCUGUACGAAGGGGAUAUUCGAGAGUAUGCCAAUGGUUCAAUGUGUGUGGAGUGUGAUGCCCAGUGUGAAAGAGCAGACGAUGACUCUUUAACCUGCCACGGCCCAGGCCCGGAACACUGUGUGAAAUGCCUUCAUUUCAAGGACGGUCCGAACUGUGUGGAAAAGUGUCCUGAUGGCUUACAAGGUGCCAACAGCUUCAUCUUCAAAUAUGCCGAAGUAAACAACGAAUGCCAUCCCUGCCAUGCCAACUGCACCCAAGGGUGCAUUGGACCAAGACUACAAGAUUGCAUCGGCUGGAUGGACAGAACCCCUCUGAUUGCUGCUGGAGUGAUUGGCGGCCUCUUCAUGGUGGUGAUCAUGGUAUUGAGUGUAGCAGUGUCAGUGCGUCGGAAGAACAUUAAGAAGAAGAGGGCCCUUCGGCGAUUUCUGGAGACUGAGUUGGUGGAACCGCUGACUCCCAGUGGAACAGCUCCUAAUCAAGCCCAACUUCGCAUCCUUAAAGAAACGGAACUUAAAAGAGUCAAGAUCCUUGGUUCUGGAGCCUUUGGAACUGUAUACAAGGGUAUUUGGGUCCCAGAGGGUGAAACUGUAAAAAUUCCUGUGGCCAUCAAAAUCCUUAAUGAGGCCACUGGACCCAAGGCAAAUGUGGAGUUCAUGGACGAGGCUUUAAUAAUGGCCAGCAUGGAGCACCCUCACCUCGUUCGGCUGUUGGGUGUCUGCCUGAGUCCAACUAUCCAGCUGGUGACACAACUGAUGCCUCAUGGCUGCCUGCUUGACUACGUCCACGAGCACAAGGACAACAUCGGAUCACAGCUACUGCUCAACUGGUGCGUCCAGAUUGCCAAGGGAAUGAUGUACCUGGAGGAGCGUAGACUUGUCCACCGAGAUCUUGCAGCCCGGAAUGUUCUGGUCAAAUCUCCGAACCACAUCAAAAUUACCGACUUUGGGCUGGCUCGGCUGCUAGAUGUCAACGAAAAAGAAUAUAAUGCUGAUGGGGGAAAGAUGCCAAUCAAGUGGAUGGCCCUGGAGUGUAUCCAUUACAGGAAAUUUACCCACCAGAGUGACGUUUGGAGUUAUGGUGUGACCAUAUGGGAACUUAUGACCUUUGGAGGGAAACCAUAUGAUGGCAUUCCGACUAGAGAUAUUCCAGAUCUACUGGAGAAAGGAGAACGUCUUCCUCAGCCACCCAUCUGUACCAUUGAUGUCUAUAUGGUCAUGGUCAAAUGCUGGAUGAUUGAUGCAGACAGUCGACCCAAGUUCAAGGAACUAGCUGCAGAGUUCACACGGAUGGCUCGUGACCCCCAGCGAUACCUGGUCAUCCAGGGUGAUGACCGCAUGAAGUUGCCCAGCCCCAACGACAGCAAGUUUUUCCAGAGCCUGCUAGAGGAAGAUGAGCUGGAGGACCUGAUGGAUGCCGAGGAGUAUUUGGUUCCUCACUCCUUUAACAUUCCACCACUGGCAUACACUCCUCGCACACGCAUGGACUCCAACAAGAAUCAAUUUGGCUGUCAGGAUCCAACUUUUACCAUGGGGGACAUGCUGGCCUCUCUGCCUAGAGUGGGUCAAUCCAUGUCUGGAAGCAGCCUCCCUUCACAGGAACUCGCUGCAGGGGCCCAGAUCAGUGGUGGAUUUAGUCGUGGCAACCAAGAUGACCCUCGCUGUAAUGGCACCCUAAGAAAGCAGGCCUCCCCAAGGUCAAACACCGUUGGUUCAGCUCAUACUCCAGGACAAGGUGGAGGAGAGGAGACAAGCGGACAGCGCUACAGUGCGGAUCCUACUGGUCUUUUAUCAGAACGAGGUGAAAAGGGAGACAAGGAUGGCUACAUGGUUUCCAUGAGAAACAAGAACACCUCAGAUCAUCUCCAUCCUGUUGAGGAAAACCCUUUUGUCACACGCCGUCGGAACGGUGAUGCCCGCGUAGUGAUAGAUGGAGCAAGUUGCCACACCUUGCACAUAGCUGGCGCUGCCGCUGCCCCGAAAGGCCAGUCUGCCCAUGGAGACGAUGAGUACAUCAAUGAGCCACUGUACCUGAAUACAUUCCUUAGCCCUGGGGACAAAAAUGGAUUAGCUGGUGCCAUUUCCAUCUCUGGUUCUUCGUCCUCUACUGCACAAUCAGUCCUGCAGACAGCAAAUCCAUCCACAUCAAGCCACAUCGUUUCCUCCACUGGAUAUGUGGUAACUCCUGGCUUACUCCCCCACCCGACAUAUCCAUCACAUACCUUGCAUCCAGGGCAUUCAGGACACACACUACACUCAGGCAUCACCAGUAGCACAAUGGCAUUUGAUAAGAAAGCCAAGAAAGCAACUUUUGACAAUCCUGAGUAUUGGCAGCACAGUCUCCCUCCGAAGUCCACAUUGCACAAUCCCGAGUACCUGCAGGACUGCAGCACACGUUUCUUCUACCGGCAGAAUGGACGCAUUCGCCCUGCUGUGGCAGAAAACCAGGAAUACUUGUCUGAGGCUGCUAUGAAGGCUGGCAAUGUGUUGCCACCACCUCCGUACAGGCAGAGGAACACUGUGGUGUAGUGACCCACCUGUAGCAUCUGGAGAUUAAAAAAUCAUGUCUUUUCAAUGCCGUACUUGCCCUCCGGGGUCCUCCUUGCACCUUUUCUGGAAACUUGUCAUAAUCAUUCUAUUUGGAAGUCUUCUAUUCUCAGUGUUUGAAUCUGCCUUUCCGUAACAGCAACUACAACAGCUGUCAGUGGCAGCUUCAUCUAAGACUUAAACCAUCCUUUUUAAACAUGACUCCUAAACUAGAGGAUCUCCUUCAGGGAUGGAUCUGAUUUGACCUGCAGAAAACUGUUCUGGCAUCUUUAACAACAGAACAAGAGCAAUCCAAGAAAAGAUUACAUCAGUGUGUUAUUUAAAAAACAUAAGAAAUAACCUAAUUAGGCUAAUUAAACUAGUUAGUCAGACGAGGAGUAUUUUCAUUGACACUGUGAGAUUGUUAAUGAGCCCAUGAAUCAUUCUUCUGUAUGUUUUAUAUAUUUUCUAAUCAAACUAGUUGUGUACAUGCUUUUGUUUGAACAGACUUUUUACAUUGGGUUUAGGUUAUAAUGUGAAACACGCAUUCAGGUUAGAAUCUUGACUUACCAACGAAACUGAAGUUAUGCUGAGAAUACCUAAAGUAGCUUUUAUUCCCACAAACUCACUUCUUUUUCUGUCCCUUUCUUAAACAAUUAAACAUGUCAGACCUGGGACAAGCCCGGAGGCCUGGGAACAACAAAAGAAAAUUUGUUCACACGCAAACACAGUAACAUGUACGCCUGCAACCACUUGAAAUGUAUUGUGGAGCAGUUUGAUCAUCUACUGAAGCAGCAGAAAACAGGAAGUUGUGAAGAGCAGAAGAAAAUAUUUCAACAAAAUGCUCAGUCGCAUUGUUUUGAGCUUUUGGCCCUGUCCAGAAUGAUAUGAUUUUUUUUUUUUUUUUUAAUGAACAUUUUCCACAAUGGAAAUGUUUAAAAACUUCAUUCUGUCUCCAACAGUACUGCAGCUGUUUUUUUGUUUGUUUGUUUUUCUUCUACCCCCUCACAUCUGUCUUACGUUAUUCUGAUUCUGUUUGAUUUAACCUUUUAAUGCAAGCUCAUGAAGUUAAUGAGUAAGAGGAAAGGGCAUCGAGUGAUCACAAAAGCACAAUCUACAGCAGGGACACUGCAUUGCAUUCUGGGAACAUUGGAGACUUACUGUCAACUCCAGUCUACAGCAGAAUAUAUGCAGCUGGAGAGUGAGACGCACUAACAGGAAAAAAAAAAAACACAUGCAAGAACUGUUCUACUUAUUGUAAGACACAAAAUAAGGCUUUUGCAUCCACAUAUAAGAAGCAAAUACAAGCUUAUGGAAAAAGAUUGUUUGGAUUUUUCUUGCAUACAUACAUUUCUGCUGAAACUCUUGAAAUUGUAUCAUUUGUCUCAAAACAAACAAUAUGAAAGGCAGUUGCUGUCGUAUGUGUGUGUCAUCUUUGGUUACAGAGCACAUAUUUACACACAUUAGAAUUAAGAUAAGUAAUUUACAUAACUCAUGGAUGGACUCUACCUUUAUUUGUCUUAUUUCAAAUUUAAAUGACUUUCAAAUCAUUUUUAGGAGACAGCCUGUUCAAACUUCAGGCAUUGGGAAAAACUUUGUGGGGUAAUGUAAUUUCUUCACCAUAGUCAUGAGCACCUCCCAGGUCUUCAAGGUGUGCUCCUGUGUGAUGUCAUCAUCCCAUUCCAUAAUAUUUGUGGAGAACCUUUAGCCUAGCUCUGCUUUUGGAUUUUUGACUACACAAUAUUAGCCUCAUUGUUGCUGCCAUUGAUGUUACCUGCCGGCAUGACAUAACUUUUACAUUGACAUUGAUUGAAUCACACAGUUUGCCUAGACAUGGGCUUUGUCAAAAACAGAAGA